GCGCCGCGUAAUCCGGCGCAUCCAACAACAACAAAAGCCUCAGCCGCCACUCGCCCACCGUACCGUCUCGUCUCGCGCCGACGCACCGCCGUCAUCGCCUCCAUCAUGCAUCCCUCGCAGACGCUCGUGCCCCGCCUCUCCGCGCUCAUCAGCCGCGCCGCCCGCCGCCAGCCUGCCCGCCUCAUUCCCCCAGCCGCCGUCGUCGCUGUUCAGGUAAGUGUCCAUCACGUCAUACCAUUUUCGUCCACCACCUCUCCUACCCUCCCUCCAUCUUUGCUUGUCUCCUUGCCACUAUGCGCCGCGUGCCGCCUACUGUGCCCUGUGCCGCUGUGCCGCUGUGCUGCUGUGUCGCGACGAGUACGCGCCAAUCCGACUCGUCCCGCGAUCACACAGCACGGCGCGCCGCACACGCCUCCCGCCUCCACCGCCCACCUCCGUCUGCGCCCGACACCCGACUAGAUCCCAGACAUCUCCAUCCUCGUUCGCGACAUCGUUAACACACAGCACGUCGAAACGCACGCACCCCGCGGCUUCUUCGGCCGCCUGC
This is a messenger RNA of Cutaneotrichosporon oleaginosum, 547 nucleotides long. RefSeq lists its product as uncharacterized. Lineage: Eukaryota; Fungi; Basidiomycota; Tremellomycetes; Trichosporonales; Trichosporonaceae. The record is from RefSeq and is a predicted model, not a curated record.